AUGAGAAGACCUCGAGUGCUGCAUGCGAUCACGGCUGUCAGUCUGAUAGCGAUAUGUUUUCUCCUUCUUUCUUUCCGCCGCAAUUCUGUUUCCAAUGAAAAGACAUCUAAUUUCCAUCUUCUCAUUGUUGCUACCGGCAGUGAUCUCAACCUCUGCCGGCUCCUCCUCUCAGCAUCGAUACUCCAGUACCCACCACCCACCUUAAUCGACUGGAAGGGGGAGGGGGAAUUCAAUGCCGCGGGAUCACAUCUUGCCAAAAUCCAUGGCACUUUACGAUAUUUGGACGCACUUCCAAAAGACCAAGACAAUGAUAUGGUUCUGAUGCUGGACGGCUACGACAUCGUGUUCCAGCUUGGCCCAGAAGUGCUACUCCAGCGAUACUUUGCCGAAAUCGAUACUUCCAACGCGCGACUUGCUUCCAAGUUCAAGAAGCGGUUGGGAUACAACAGCAUACUGUUCGGGCCAGACAAAACCUGUUUUCCUGUGGAUUUCAGCCGGCCUGCAUGUUGGGCAGUUCCCGAAUCACCCCUUUCGCAAUUUGCUUUUGGGCCGUCGACAGAUAGUGACAUGGAGCGGUCACGGCCCCGGUGGCUCAACUCGGGCACAAUUAUGGGUCCCGCGGCCGACAUGCGAGCACUGUUCCAAGCGACCAAGACGCGAAUCGAGCAGACGUACGACGAGAACAACGAGCUGCGCAACUCGGACCAGAUGUAUUUCUCCGACCUCUGGGCCGAACAAGAAUACGCCCGUCUUCUGCACCGCGACGGGAAGGCGAUUGAUCCCAUGCCCCAGGAACGUCCCGGCGUGGAAAGGCAGCAUCCAGAUCUGAAGGGAGAGCAACCGGAUUACCAUGUGGCGCUCGACUAUGGGUCCAAUCUCUUCCAGACAAGCGCAGGGUACCGGCAGUACCUUUCGUGGAUUACCUUCAAUCAAUCGACGAUCGGACCCGAGUCCAAGGCAACCGAGCCUUGGAAACUGGACCUCCCCAAGGAUAUCGAGCAGUCGCCCAAGCCAUUCGCUGCCAUCGGGGACGAAGACACGACAUGGCGCGACGUGCCGUUGGGAGUCAACACCGUCACAGGCUCCGUGUUCCCCCUGAUCCAUUUCACGGGCGACAAGAGCUUCCGCGAUCUCUGGUGGCCUCGCAUGUGGUUCUUCCCGCAGGCGAAGAAGCUGCUGGUCGGCUCAUCCAUGUUUGCUGACGAAGAGCCUGAGAUUGGGUCGGUGCAUGGGAUUCGCUUUGUCAAGCAUGGGAUUCCGGGCAGCUCAGACCAAGACCAGGAGGCAAGCAGCAGCGGCGGCGCCAGGGGAGACGGAGGCGAACGGCUGUCGUGGGUGGGUCUCUGCAAGAAUCACCAAGAUGGUCUGUUUAGUGGCAAAUCCCCCCCGCGGGGUUAA
Messenger RNA from Periconia digitata, 1398 nucleotides. The record is from the annotation of a GenBank genome assembly. NCBI's taxonomy places the organism in Eukaryota, Fungi, Ascomycota, Dothideomycetes, Pleosporales, Periconiaceae.